UGCUGCUCACGGGGCCCCGCUCGGUUCCGUUCUGUCCCGUUCCGUCCCUCUCGGUUCCGCCCGGUGCUGCCCCGCUCCGUCCGCUCCGCUUUAUGCGCUGCGCCCGCCGCGUAUCGCUCCGCCGGGCACCCACCGCCGCCACAGCGCAAACAGCGCCCGGAGCGGGACGGGACGAACCGGGACGGGACCAACGGGGGGAGAACGGGCGGAACCGGGCGGAGCGGAACCGAGCGGGGACGGCACGGGAGCAGCGGGGACUACUUUGUGUGCCGCGCACGCACAGAACUCUCCAGAAGGGGGAGGGGAGGCGCGGAGGGAUACCGCCACCACAGCGCGUGACGCCAACAUCUCGCGAGAAGCAAAGGCCUCGCGUGACGCAAAACGUUUCGCGAGACGUAGAGGUCUCGCGGUAGUUGCGGCAGGAAGUAGUCCCGGCGCGCCGCCGUGAGGGCGGGGCUGUGUCACUUCAGUUCCGGGUCCGUUCAGUUCCGGGCUCGGCCCAGCACACAGCGCAGUGCGGAGCGGGCGGUGCUGCCCCCAGGGCUCCGUGUGGGGCCGAUACUCUGCGGUAUCUACAUCAGUGGGACCCGGUGUCCCCCCCCCUGCAGCAGCCGAGGCCCGCCGGGCUCUGAGCGCUGCUGAGGGGCUGGGCGGCCUAUGGGGUGUCCCAGCACACAAUGGGGGCAUCAAAGGGCCCCAGCAGCACCAGGGGCUGCUCCAUCCAACACACAGCGACCCAACACACACAGCCAUCCAUUGCUAUGGGCACUGCAGGGGCUGCACAUAAAGGGCGUGGGAAGGGCAGGUCGGGGGUUUAUCUGUUGUCAGAUGGAUGCGGUCAGGUUUGGUGUCACACAAGGUGAGGAGCACAAUGCGGGGAUGAGGAACCUCAGAGCAGGGUGAUGUGUGUGUGUGUGUGUGUGUGUGUGUGUGCAGAAUGUGGCCAGAAAGGCCAUUAAGGCAACGGGAGCACACACUGUGCUGAGUACAGACAGGGCAGCACAGGGCACGGCCUGGGAGCGAAGGAGAGGGGCAGGAAUAGGGUGAGGGGGUUGGAAAGCAGGACAGCGGCACAGCUACGGGCAGCAGCGGGGAACAGGCUGCAGCUACCGGACGGCACCUGCCUGUUGUGGGCACCCCCGGCUCAUGAUGGAGGCAGGGAGCUGUGAGCCUCCCCAGCACCAACACCGGACACAACAGGCAGCUGUGAGCUCACACCGUGCCCUGUGUGCCCGCGGGCAGAGCCCCACGCUCCCCUAUGGGCUGUGCUGGGGAUGCUGCCCAUCAGCCUCACUGCAGGAAUCCAUUUCUGCCCAAGUUCUGCUUGCUCUCAUAACCCGCUCUAAGCAAAACCAAGCUCGCUUUCAUUUCCUUCCUCAUUCUGACCCAGCACGGCGCCUUUGUGAGCUGCCAGAGAUGCCGGGGUUUUCCUGCAUCCACUCCUGCAUGUUACAACAUGGAGCUGCCCAGGACGGUACAAUUGCUGCAGCCAGGGACACCCCGGUGCCCGUCAUGGUCGGCUCCAGGCCUUGCCCAGCCGCCUGCAGCUGCCAGAGCCGCUUUCGUUUUCAUUUUGCUGCGCAGUGAGCAGCCGUGCAGCUCUGCCCUCUCCCUGCCCUGGGAGCUGGUACACACGGCAUUAGCAACCAGAGGAAGUGCAGGCCGUGGCUGUGCUCGCUGAGCGCUGCUACGCCCAUUGCCCGCAGCACAGACAUCCCGGCAGCGCCGAGCAUCACAGCUGCAGCUCGCUGCCCCCCCUUCCUGCUCGCAGAUGCCCCAGGACCCGUCGCCCAGGAGCAGCCCGUCCUCCCUGCUCAUCCCCGAGCCCCGCGCAGGGCGGGCUCGAUACGCGGCGUGUGCGCUGCUGGCCGCGUGCUUCCUGCUGCUGCUGCUGAGCGGGGAGCCCCUGCUGUCCGUCACACACCGCACCUGCACCCAGCUGGCAGCUCUGCAGCUCGGGGUGCUGCUCAAGGGCUGCUGCUGCCUGGCCGAGGAGAUCUUCCACCUGCACUCCAGGCACCGUGGCAGCCUGUGGCAGGUUCUGUGUGCCUGCUUCCCUCCACACUGGCAGCUGGCCGUGCUCUUUGUUGGCUGCUCAGCCUACCUGGACCUGCAGGAGGACAAUGGACACAGCCACCACCUCACCCUCACCUGCCUGUGCCAGCUGCUGGUCCUUGCCCUCGGGCUGCAGAAGCUCUCAGCAGUGGAGGUGUCAGAGCUGACCGAGAGCUCCAAGAAGAACAUUGCUCACGGCCUCGCCUGGUCCUACUACGUGGGCUACCUGAAAAUAGUUCUGCCACGUCUGAAGGAGUACAUGGAAGAGAUCAGCAGGGCCAACCCCAUUCUGCGGGCACACCGAGACACCUGGAAGCUCCACAUCCUGAUCCCACUGAACUGUGACAUCUGGGAUGAUGUGGAGAAGGCUGACAGCAACAUCCAGUACCUGGCAGACCUCCCCGAGACCACCCUGACCCGUGCAGGCAUCAAAAGGAGGGUCUACAAACACAGCCUGUAUAUGAUCAGAGAUAAGGACAACAAGCCCCGGCCCUGCGUGCUGGAGUUCGCGUCCCCGCUGCAGACGCUGUUGGCCAUGUCGCAGGAUGAGUGCGCAGCCCUGAGCAGGGAGCAGCGGCUGGAGCAGGCGCUGCUGUUCUACAGGACGCUGCGGGACAUCCUGGGCGGCUCCAGGGAGUGUGCGGGGACCUACCGCCUCAUCGCCUACGAGGAACCGGCGGAGGCUGAGAGCCACUUCUUGUCCGGGCUGAUCCUCAGGCACCUGCAGCAGCAGCAGCGUGAGGAGUACAUGGUACAGGAGGAGCACAUGGUGCAGGAGGAGCUGCCCACAGGCUCCUCAGAGCUCAGCCUGCAGGUCAGCGCCUCCGACCUGCCCCAGCCACUGCGCAGUGACUGUCCCUGAGCACCACAUGGCCCCGCACCUCAGCUGCCCUCGGAGCGGCCGCCUGCAGCCCCAGGACCUGCACCAUUUGUGCUGCAUGUUUCUCUGUACAUACAUAAAAGUUGGGUGUUUCCUGCU
This is a messenger RNA of Coturnix japonica (Japanese quail), 3034 nucleotides long. NCBI's taxonomy places the organism in Eukaryota, Metazoa, Chordata, Aves, Galliformes, Phasianidae. The record is from RefSeq and is a predicted model, not a curated record.